AUGUGGCACAACGUUGGGCUGACCCUGCUGGUGUUCGUGGCCACGCUGCUGAUCGUACCGCUGCUGAUGGUGUGCGGUUGGUAUUUUGUAUGGCAUCUUUUUUUAUCGAAAUUCAAGUUUCUGCAGGAAUUGGUGGGAGACACAGGAGCUCAGGAGGGAGAUCAUGAGCCCUCAGGCUCUGAGACUGAAGAAGACACUUCGUCAUCUUCACACAGGAUCAGAUCUUCUCGGCAAAGGAGGGCACCUGCUGAUGAAGGCCACUGA
Neomonachus schauinslandi (Hawaiian monk seal) is the source of this 264-nucleotide messenger RNA. Its product is annotated as small integral membrane protein 13-like. The record is from RefSeq and is a predicted model, not a curated record. Lineage: Eukaryota; Metazoa; Chordata; Mammalia; Carnivora; Phocidae. The coding region runs from base 1 to 264 and encodes 87 amino acids. The transcript has a single exon.